Crotalus tigris (Tiger rattlesnake) is the source of this 613-nucleotide messenger RNA. Its product is annotated as histone H2A-like. The transcript has a single exon. Lineage: Eukaryota; Metazoa; Chordata; Lepidosauria; Squamata; Viperidae. The record is from RefSeq and is a predicted model, not a curated record. Gene Ontology annotation, molecular function: DNA binding; protein heterodimerization activity; structural constituent of chromatin. Gene Ontology annotation, cellular component: nucleosome. The coding region runs from base 16 to 489 and encodes 157 amino acids.
CGAAAGGGUUUGAGGAUGUCUGGCCGCGGUAAAACCGGAGGCAAGGCACGAGCGAAGGCGAAAUCCCGCUCUUCCAGAGCCGGGUUGCAGUUCCCUGUGGGUCGAGUUCAUCGGCUUCUACGCAAGGGCAAUUACGCCGAGCGGAUUGGAGGAGGGGCCCCGGUAUAUUUGGCUGCGGUGCUGGAGUACUUGAGCGCUGAGAUUCUGGAGCUCGCUGGCAACGCCGCGAGGGACAACAAGAAGAGUCGAAUCAUUCCGCGGCACUUGCAGUUGGCGGUGCGCAACGAUGAAGAAUUAAAUAAGCUGCUUGGGGGAGUUACGAUCGCCCAGGGAGGCGUCUUACCCAAUAUCCAUGCGGUUUUAUUGCCGAAGAAAACCGAAAUUCUGCAUAGCGCUAGUGCCAGCAAACCCACCACCAGCGUGAGCAAGUCUUCCAAAGUGCCCAAAGUCGCAGUCAAGCCGACGACCGCUCCCGUUGCUGUUCAGUGAAGACAAGAUAACCCUGCCCCGAGGGACAUACCGAGACCCAAAGGCUCUUUUCAGAGCCACCUACAGGCUUUUAGAAAGAGCUUUUCGCUGCACUAAACAUUCACAAAAAUUCAAGUGUAUAAGA